CACCAGCGGUGCUCAGGCCCUAAUAAUAAUAAUAAUAAUAAUAAUAAUAAUAAUAAUAAUAAUGUUAAAAAAAAAAACAGACCAGAUCCAAUAGCUCCUCGCACCAGCGGUGCUCGGGCCCUAAUAAAGCUAACAAAACAGGUAGAACAAGAAAACCUGGUAGACACAUUUUACUUUCGUUUUCACAGAAAUACACUCCUCCUGUAUAUAAUAAUAAGUGAUGCACACAAGAAAAAGUAAAAGCAUAACAAGCACUCAAGUGGAACAGGCGCUGAGCUGCACACAGAACAGACAGAGAACCACACACAAGCCUCAAAUUUCACUCUAAACUUCACACAAGAUUCAAAGAUGGGAUCCUCUCCAUCCAAACCUGAAUUUGUCACAGUUCUGGCUAACAAACAUGUAACAAGUGGAGAUCAUUUUAUCCUUCAAUGUAAGGCAAACACAGAAGAUGUAACAGCAUCAUGGGAAAAGGAUGGCAAAAAAUUGUCUUGUGUGGAGGGCAAGCAUGCUGUGAAAAAAAUUGGUACGACAUGUGUCUUGGAAAUUUCAAAUGCUCAGGAGACUGAUGAAGGAAACUACACCAUUACCCUGAGGAACAGUUCAGGUUUUGACUCAUGCUCUGCACUUGUCAGAGUCCAAAUUAAGAAAUGGAGGGAGGUGCAAUGGAGACAAGACAAAAUGUUAAAUACUCUCAAGGCAUUUAAAUACUGUAAUGAAGUUGAAGAGCUCCAUUUCCUCCUAUAUGGACUAGUUGGAUCAGGAAAGUCCAGCACCAUAAACACCAUCAGAACCAUUUUUGAAGGACGUCAGUUUGUCAACUGUCUGGCUGCUGCAGGAUCUGCUAAGAGUCACACUCUAUGCUAUGAAAGUUUUAGAUUCACAAAUGAAGAAGGGUCAUUUCCUUUUGCUUUCCAUGAUAUAAUGGGUGCGGAAGUAGAAGAAAAAGAUGGGGUCCUCACUCAAGAUAUCAUCAGCGCUUUAAAAGGUCAUAUGAAAGAGGGUUACACGUUUAACUCUAACUGUCCAUUGACUACAAACAACCAUUAUUACAACCAAAAUCCCAGCCUGAGUGAUCAGAUGCACUGCCUGGUGCAUGUCAUACCAGUCGACCAGAUUUCAAUGAUGAACUACGAUUUUAUCGAAAGAAUGAAGAGUGUCAGCGAAACAGCAAGCAGAAUGGGGAUGGACAGGAAGUAA
Molecule: messenger RNA, 1200 nt
Organism: Ictalurus furcatus (blue catfish)
Lineage: Eukaryota; Metazoa; Chordata; Actinopteri; Siluriformes; Ictaluridae
Product: interferon-induced protein 44-like
Exons: 8
Coding region: 349-1200 (283 amino acids)
Source: RefSeq, a predicted model, not a curated record